GUUACAGGUCACGACUACAGCUAUUCCUGAAAUGUCCUUCUAAUAUAUGUAGGACAAUAAUUACGCAUGUCAGUAAAUUAACAAACAAACAGAGAAAGAAAAAAAAAGAGAGAAGAAAACACAAAGGUCUUUUGUGUGCUUUGCUAAAGGACGCAACCCCCCAUCCCUUCCGGUUUGAAACACACGUUGGAUUAAUUGGGAGCGGCUUGAUGCGCGCGCGGGCUGCUGGGUCUCCACGGCAACAUCGAGAAACGACAGUUUUGCUACAUCGACGCACCGGCUUUGUGUUCUGUCUCCACCAUGUCGUCCGGAAAGAUGGGGAUGUAUCGCUCGCAACCGCGAGACUUCAGCAACCUAUUUCAAACAUGCAGCUCAAAUAUUCAGAAAAUAACACACAACACUGGCCAAAUCAAAUCCAUGCUGUUCCAGCUCGGAAGCAGACCAGACACUCCUGAAAUCCAGGACAGACUGCAGCAGAUGCAGCAUUACACAAAUCAGCUAGCCAAAGAGACCAACAAGCACCUGAAAGAACUGGGCUCUCUACCUCAGUCUCCUUCAGAACAGCGCCAGCAGAGGAUCCAGAAAGAUCGGCUGAUGAAUGAUUUCUCAGCAGCCCUCAACAACUUCCAGGUGGUGCAACGUCGAGCAGCUGAGAGGGAGCGAGAGUCCAUGGCCAGGGCUCGAGCUGGCUCACGCCUCCUGGCUGAAGAAAGCAACCAAGAUGAACAACUUGUGACAUUUGAAAAGAGUGAAGACUCUGGGCUGUUCCAGAGUCAGGUUGAAGAAGAGCCCAUCACAGAAGAGGACCUGGAGUUGAUCAAGGAGAGGGAAACCAACAUCCGACAAUUGGAGGCAGAUAUUAUGGACGUGAACCAGAUUUUCAAAGAUUUGGCAGUUAUGAUUCAUGACCAAGGCGAUAUAAUAGAUAGCAUAGAGGCUAAUGUGGAGAGUGCUGAGGUUCAUGUAGAGCGUGGGACAGAGCAACUGCAACAUGCCGCCUACUACCAGAGAAAAUCACGCAAGAGGAUGUGCAUUCUAGCUUUAGUGCUGUCCUUAGUGGUGACUGUCUUUGCCAUUAUUAUUUGGCAAGCUGCGAAAUAAGGUGAUAUUACGCAUUUGAAUUUGGUGCACUUUAAAAUAUCCAGUGAUGACUGGCUGCUGAGUGUUUGGUUUGUGUUUGGAAAUGAACUGCAAAUAAAUUGCUUUUAAUAUAUAGAAUAUUCAAAAAAUAUUGACAGCAUCUUGCAUGUCCAGUAUUGCUUUUUACAUCUUUAUAGAGCAAGUUGAGUCUUGUGCAUUUUCCAAGUAUUAUGCAGAAUAGUAAGGAGGUGACAGUUCACUGACGAUGGAUUUGGAGAGCAAACAUGAAUUUGUUUCAUUUGAUAAAAUUUGGGAAUGUAGGAUUUUUAGAACAUGAGCCAUUUUAUUACUUUAUCCUUUAGAAUAGGUGGUUUUGUUACUUGAUUGUAAGUAACAAAUAUGUUUAUUUAAAUGAUAAAAUUCUGCAGAGAUGCAGAGAAAGGUUUAGAGGAAAAAAGAAUUAAUGUUCAGUUCAUACUUUUCAUUAAACAUUAUAAUUUCUUAAUCAUUUGUUAAUAUUUAUCAAAAAAGGGUAACAAUCACCUAUAUUAACAACAUAGCAGGGUUUUAAUCAUUAUAACAAGGUAAAUAUGGCUUAUGGUUUAAAAAAAUUGUCACUAUUCUGAUCACUAUUGUCACUAUUCUCCAUUUAUGUUUGGUCUCAUUAAAUAGUAGCGUUUAUACGUAAAAAAA
Messenger RNA from Tachysurus fulvidraco (yellow catfish), 1773 nucleotides. RefSeq names its product syntaxin 12, like (gene stx12l). NCBI's taxonomy places the organism in Eukaryota, Metazoa, Chordata, Actinopteri, Siluriformes, Bagridae. The record is from RefSeq and is a predicted model, not a curated record. Gene Ontology annotation, cellular component: synaptic vesicle membrane; postsynaptic recycling endosome; endomembrane system. Gene Ontology annotation, biological process: vesicle-mediated transport; intracellular protein transport; vesicle fusion. Gene Ontology annotation, molecular function: SNARE binding; SNAP receptor activity. Bases 301 to 1101 code for a protein of 266 amino acids. The transcript has 10 exons.